AUGGUUAUUGGGAAAUCAUUAAACCCACGAUCACUUAACAAUUUUACGGAUAUUCCAGUUGUCUACAAAGGAAAUAAAAGUGCUUGGAUGACCUUGGCUUUGUUUGAGGAAUGGUUUCACAAAAUAUUUGUUCCAGAGGUAAAAGGGUUCCUUCGUGCCGAAAAUCUUCCCGAAAAGGCUCUAUUGCUUAUUGAUAAUGCUCCAUGCCAUCCCAAAGACGGCGAGUUAAUGAGUAGUGAUGGUCAAAUAUCUGUAAUGUGUCUUCCUCCAAACUGUACUGCACUUAUACAGCCCAUGGACCAGAAUGUUAUAAGACUUACGAAAUUGAACUACAAAACAAGCCUUUUAAGUGACAUCGUUCGCCGUGGAAAAACAAUAGACGAAUCUCUGCGAAACAUCAACUUAAAUCACGCAAUAUGCUUUUUAGCUAAUGCCUGGAAUGCUGUUAAUGUGACCUCCAUUCAGUCAUCAUUUCAAAAACUGUUUGAGGUAACAUCCGAAUGGGAUAGUGAAGAUGUCAACCCUCUUUCAGAGUUACGCUUACAGCUUGUUGAAGAUACAUCCAGUAUUCAAGCAAUUUCAAAUUUGCUUCAAGAAAUAGAACCAUUGCAGCAAAUAUCCGAUUCUGAAAUUGAGCAAUGGAUUGCUGAACCUAUUUUGGAGUCUUUUGAACAAAAUGAAGAUCCCUGUAUCAAUUGUGACCUUACUGAUGGUGAAGAAACAAACAACGUGGUAGUAAAUACGAAGAAAGUUACACAGGAGGAGACUAUAUCAGCAUACAAUAUUUGCUUAGAAUGGGCUGAUCAAAAUAAUGCCUCUUUAGACGAUAUUAUGACGCUCCAGAGUCUUAGAAGCAGCGUAGUACUGAACAAGCGAGCUUGCACAAAACAAACAAAAAUUUCAAAUUUUUUUAGUUCCACAUAA
Messenger RNA from Rhagoletis pomonella (apple maggot), 924 nucleotides. RefSeq names its product jerky protein homolog-like. Gene Ontology annotation, molecular function: DNA binding. Gene Ontology annotation, cellular component: nucleus. The coding region runs from base 1 to 924 and encodes 307 amino acids. NCBI's taxonomy places the organism in Eukaryota, Metazoa, Arthropoda, Insecta, Diptera, Tephritidae. The transcript is spliced from 2 exons. The record is from RefSeq and is a predicted model, not a curated record.